UUAACCACAAACAUAAUGACCAGGGCAAGUUGGCUGAGGUGGUAGAUAAUGCAAAACUGGAAGAAGAUCAAGCUCAGGUGCAUGAUGACCCUAUAGGGUAUAUAGAUUUGACAACAAAGCAAGAAAAAUCAAAGGUUAUGGGAGUUGAGAUUGAUGCCAAGUUGGCAUUAGGGUCAAUUGACCAUAUUGUAGCUCUAGCUACUGUUAUGGAAUGCGAUGACUCCUCUCAAACUUGUCAUGGUUAUCCACUAGGGGAUAAUAAUGUGCGAGUUUCAGUCUAUUGUGCUGUAGAUGAGAAAGCCUUAGUUCCAUUUCCUGUGGCCGAUGAAAUACUAACUGUUAGGCAAGCCAUGGGGAGCUGGGUAGCAUGGCCAAAAGAGCUGGUCAUAAUGUCACAUGACAAGAAAUUUACCAAGGAUAAAGCUGAGAAGAGGAAGAGAAAAAAUUGGUACUGGAAGAAGACGAAAAUGCUAAGGUACUAA
Messenger RNA from Rosa chinensis, 482 nucleotides. RefSeq lists its product as uncharacterized. The coding region runs from base 138 to 482 and encodes 114 amino acids. NCBI's taxonomy places the organism in Eukaryota, Viridiplantae, Streptophyta, Magnoliopsida, Rosales, Rosaceae. The record is from RefSeq and is a predicted model, not a curated record. The transcript is spliced from 3 exons.